Colletotrichum paranaense is the source of this 1248-nucleotide messenger RNA. RefSeq lists its product as uncharacterized. The record is from RefSeq and is a predicted model, not a curated record. The annotation marks the transcript as partial. The transcript is spliced from 2 exons. NCBI's taxonomy places the organism in Eukaryota, Fungi, Ascomycota, Sordariomycetes, Glomerellales, Glomerellaceae.
GGAAAGAACCUAAGGCAACGCGUUCUGCCUGCUUGCCUCUUCUAUCUUGCUCAAGACACUGUCUUGUGCCCUGCUUUUCCGCGCAAGAAAUCACAUCUGUGUCUACGACACUACCCUGAUAUACCUUACCUUGCUACGAACACCAACCUCACUCACCUUCGCCCUAGCAGUGUGCGAAAAGACGCGCAUCUAGCGAUCGACAGGGAUCACCGCUCACUACCACUCCGAGCCGGUUUCCGACUCCCAUCUUGGCCCUUUCUCCUCUGCAGGCUUCUCCAACUCUCCAGUUGCACCUGUGGACCUUUACGGUGUACCCGCACACAGGCCGCAUUCCCCACGGAGGAAUUAUUUCGUCCUACCUGGAACAAACACUCCCAAAAAACCGCCCCCAACCAACAAUACAGGAGACCCCAGAAACCGCUGCACGUCAACCGCACCGCUUUCCCGGGAACUACCUAUCCAAGUGAAUCCAGAGAGAAAGACAUACUUGGUCACUCCCUUUUCCUUCUCCUCCUUCUCCUCAACAAGGUUGGUACACUGCUUUGCGCAUCCUCCAAUCCCCUCCCCCUUCCUUAUAAUGUAGCCUUCCUCACCCCCCUCGUUGAGUUGUAUUCCACGACUCAGCCUCACAGCCGCUUCUUCCGCCACACAUUUAUUAUACAUGGCAUCCCCGCCCUCUUCCGUUCACUCUCCUUGCAUCGCAUCCAUUCACUUGCUCUUCUCUACCUCCCUUGUUCCUUUCACUCCUGUGUCGCGGAUAUCAUAUCUGACUGGCUCAAAUCCAAGCAGUCGACUGUCACUGUAAAGGGUCCGACAACCACCGCAGCAAAGAAUCCCACCUGUCUCCGACCCGUCCGAACCGGCGGCAACCCAUUUCGUCCGUCGCACUUUCUCACGCACUCUCGAGCGUCACCGCCAAUACUUCAAUCCGCCAUCCCGCCUACCUAUACUAGUGGGCACUUCACAGCAAGCAAGCAGACCAGGAAGCAAGCAUCAGCAGUGCCAAGUACGGUAGCAAUACCAAGAAAUCAGCACACCAUCUUUUCCUGGUAUUGGACCCCUCCCUUCUCUUUCUAUCGACAAGAGCUACUUUCCACCACCACCACUACCACCACCACCGUUAUCCUCACGCUCACCUCUAUUUCCUUCUUGUGCAACGUCAAGCGUCAGGCGGAAAGCCGAGCCAAAGCGUUGUUCUCGUCACCUCUCGAAAGGAACAGCAGCUACCGUGUAAAGUCGGGAGACUGA